GUCAGAUUGUAUUAAGAAAAGUCGAGGAAAGAGGACCAUAACACGGAGAAAAAACUAACUUUAUUACAUAGUGAAUAAUUGGAGAUGGGGGUUAUUCGUUUUGCGGCCGUUCUCCUUUUCGUUGUUUCACUGUCCUAUAUCCAUUCUGUGGUCUCAGUCAUCUUUUUGGGACCCAGGAGAGACAAUUUUCUUUUGAAUAAACGGUUCUUCCCUCAAGCAGAAGAAAAACAUCCCAGAAAACGAGCUCCUAUGUUUGAUCCACAAGCCGAAAAGCCUCAGCCAGGUGAAGCAGUGAAAACUAAGAGAUUGGCCUCUCAAGCAGACGCAGAAAAAUCCGAAAAUGGCGCCCCUUUGGGAAACCUAUUUGAUCCACAGGCCGAGAGGCCCAAGAAGAACAAGAAGAGCCCAAGCAGGUCAAAGAGAUUGGCUGCUCGAUCAGAACAUUAUGACAAAAUGCCCCCUCCGGCCGAAAACAUGUUUGAUUCACAAGUCCAACAAGACCAAGACGCUUGUAGGUGGCGGUGUCAGGAGUGGUGUCGACAGCGAUGCCAAUCGUCUGCCUACGAAGAAUGCCUCGAUGGCUGCCUUAACGUCCGUGGCCACCGGUGGAGGAGUUGUAUAAAUAAAUGCAAGAGGGGAGACAUGGACCGGCCUGGAGGAGACAAUGAGGAAGAAGAAGAAGAAGAAGAAGAAGAAGAAGAAGAAGAAGAAGAAGAAGAAGAAGAAGAAGAAGAAGAGGAAGAGGAGGAAUGAAAACAUACGGAAAUCGGUUACCAAGGAAAACAAUAAAUACGGAACAGGAGACUGAAAAAUCUGAAUUAAAUCUAUCGUUCAUGGGUCGUGCAACGUGAGACGAGAAAAAAAAUUUAUG
Molecule: messenger RNA, 871 nt
Organism: Stylophora pistillata
Lineage: Eukaryota; Metazoa; Cnidaria; Anthozoa; Scleractinia; Pocilloporidae
Source: RefSeq, a predicted model, not a curated record